Molecule: messenger RNA, 1473 nt
Organism: Pistacia vera
Lineage: Eukaryota; Viridiplantae; Streptophyta; Magnoliopsida; Sapindales; Anacardiaceae
Product: GDSL esterase/lipase At5g03610-like
Exons: 5
Coding region: 78-1157 (359 amino acids)
Molecular function (GO): hydrolase activity, acting on ester bonds
Source: RefSeq, a predicted model, not a curated record
AUGCACUAUACAUUAUUGUAUUUCUCUAAACAUUAAUUCAUAACAUUUCCUUCCAUUACUUUCCAAUCUGCUCUUCAAUGGAAAAGCGAACACACUUCCUCUUCUUAGUUCUCUUUUUAUUGUUAACUGCAAUAAUCUUCACUGCGGUUCUUGCAAAGAAAGGAAGGAAUGGACAUCAUCAUCAUCAUCACCAUCACCCUGGUUCUGUAAAGCUUUUUGUUUUCGGAGACUCGUACGCCGAUACUGGAAAUUGGGGGAAAUCUGCAGCUUCCUGGAAUGAACCAUAUGGGCUGACUUACCCUGGAAAACCAGCCGGCCGAUUUUCCGAUGGACGUGUCUUGACUGAUUUUCUAGCCUCGCAUUUGGGGAUGAAAUCUCCCAUUCCUUUCGAAAUGAGAAAGUCAGAGAAUGGAUCAAAUCUGCAACACGGAAUGAACUUUGCCUAUGGAGGCACUGGUGUUUUCAACACGAUGGCGAAUGAACCAAACAUGACUGUGCAAAUUAACAACUUUCAGCAACAACUUGAAGAAAAUGUCUUCACCAAACACGACCUUAAUUCUUCCAUCGCCCUGGUUUCUCUCGCUGGGAAUGACUAUCUCACUUAUAUUAUGAAGAAUGACAUUAACAAUGUCCAGGGUUUGCAGGACCUCACGAAAAAUAUUAUUCAGCAACUUUUAAUUAAUAUGAAGCGUCUUCAAGCAGUGGGGAUUAAAAAGAUAGCUGUUACUACCGUUGAACCGAUGGGGUGCUUGCCCAAUGCAGCUGUCGUUUCUUCAUAUCAGAAUUGCUCUGAAAUUUUCAAUGCAGCCGCGAAGUAUCACAACGAGGCGUUGGUGAAUGAAGUGCAAAAGCUAAACAAUGAGAACAAGGAUUCUGUCAUAUUUCUGCUGGAUCUGUACGCUGCAUUCAUGUCUACAUUAACCAAGAAUGGAAAACUUUCAGGGAAUUCGGAGAUGAAGACUUUGUUGCAGCCAUGCUGUGUGGGUUUAGAACAAAAAUACUUCUGUGGCAGUAUAGAUGACAGUGGGGCAAAGAAAUACAGUGUAUGCAAACACCCUGAAUUAUCAUUCUUUUGGGACGAUAUACACCCUUCGGAGAAUGGCUGGAAAGCUGUUUAUUAUGCCUUACGAUCUACCCUCGAUGAAAAAAUCCGUUAAGUUAGUGAUGAGUUACUCCAUUGCAACAAAUUAAUAGUUAAGAGGAAGAUUAUAAUGUUGGAGAAUAUAUAUAUAUGUAAGUACUUGUGCAAAUUAAGUUUUAUGUAUUUGAGAAAUGUUCACAUUUAAUUAGUAAUUAAUUCGAUGUGAACAUGGUUGAUUAGUUGAUUGUUUAGAUUUCUACUGCGGAGAUUUAGUUUGUAACCAAUAGAAGAGGAUGAAGUGGGAUGUGUUGCUCUGUUGUGGGUGUUACAACCAAGUUUUAUAUGUUGAGUAAUGCUACAUAUAUAGACUAAUUAUACAAACUAUUCCUUAU